AUGUUGUCAUCCUCAACCUCAAGGAUAACUUUCAUUUUUAGGUAUUCUCUUCUCCAAAUCCCUAAUUUUGUAUCCUUCCCUUCCUCUUCAUCUUCAAUCUCAUCCCUUCACUCUCAUUCUGAGCCCCCAUCCACUCGCCAAGUUGAUGAAGCUGUUGAUUCCUUCACUCGCAUGCUCUCUAUGCGUCGUACUCCUUCCAUCAUCCAAUUUAACAAGAUUUUGGGAUCUCUUUCCAAGACGAAGCAUUUCCACGCCGCCGUUUCCCUUUUUCAGCAAUUGCAAGCCAGAGGAAUCGCUCCCGACUUAUUUACUUUGAGCAUCGUAAUUAAUUGUUGUUGCGGCAUGGGUCGUAUGACGCUUGCUUUCUCUGUAUUGGCCAAGAUUUUCAGAAUGGAUUAUCAACCUGAUACCAUAACAUUGAAUACACUCGUUAAAGGUCUCUGUCUCUGUGGUAAUGUUGAAAAAGCACUGCACUUUCAUGACAGAGUGCUGGCUCAUGGAUUUCAGUUUAAUCAAGUCACUUAUGGGACCUUGAUCAAUGGGCUCUGUAAGACCGGACACACAUCAGCUGCUAUUCAAGUGUUGAGAAAGAUCCCACAGUAUGGGAUUGCUCCUGAUGUCUUCAUCUACAGCGCAAUUAUUGAUAGCCUCUGCAAGGAUACACUUGUAAGUCAGGCUUUUCAUUUAUUUUCUGAAAUGCUUGCUAAGGGAAUUUCUCCUGAUGUUGUCACAUACAGUUCUCUCAUUUUUGGAUUGUGUCUUGUGGGUCAAUAUAAGGAAGCCAUUGAUUUGUUAAGUGAUAUGGUGCUUAGAAACAUUACUCCAAAUGUUCGUACGUAUAGUAUUUUGAUCGAUGGGCUAUGCAAGGAAGGAAAGAUCAAAGAUGCUAAGAGUGUAUUGGCUGUAAUGGCAAAACAUGGUGUGAAACCAGAUGUGGUUACUUAUAACAGCUUAAUGGAUGGAUAUUGUUUGGUUAACCAGGUAAAUAAGGCAAAAUAUAUAUUCAACACAAUGGCCCAAAUUAGAGUGUCACCCAAUGUUCAAAGUUACAGUAUCAUGAUUAAUGGCUUCUGCAAAAGUAAAAUGGUCAAUGAAGCCUUGAAUCUCUUCGAAGAAAUGCGUCACAAGAACUUGGUUCCAGACACAGUAACUUACAACACUCUUAUUGAUGGCUUGAGCAAAUCGAAGAGAAUCUCUUGUGCUUUGGAGCUUCUUGUCAAGAUGCACGAAAGAGGUCCACCUGCUGAUGUAGUCACUUACAGUUCCUUGUUGGAUGGGAUGUUCAAAAACCAACAAGUUGACAAGGCACUUAUGUUAUUCAAGCAAAUGAAAGAGAGUGGCAUUGAUCCAAAUAUAUGCACGUACAAUGUACUUAUUGAUGGCCUAUGCAAAGGUGGAAGACUUGUAGUUGCGAAAGAGAUUUUUCAAGAUCUUUCUGUGAAAGGCUAUCCUCCAAAUGUGAGGACAUACACUAUUAUGAUCAAUGGGCUCUGCAGAGAGCGCUUGUUUGAAGAAGCAUUGGCCCUGCUGUCGGAAAUGGAACACAAUGGUUGCUUACCAAAUGCUGUGACUUUUGAAACUGUUAUUCGUGCUUUGUUUGAAAAAGAUGAGAACGACAUGGCGGAGAAAUUUCUUCGGGAAAUGGUUGCUAGAGGCUUAUUAAAUUGAUAAAAGAAGCUUCUCUCAAUUUCUUCACGCCAUUUCUGCUUCUUUUCAACUUCUCAUUAACUCCAUCCACUGUUGCCAUACUUCUUGGUCCGUUUGACUUCCAGGGACUCCAAUUUCGGGUCUGAGCCAAGUGAACCAUGACUGACCCCAGCUAAUUAUGCAGUGUUGGACUGUUUCUUCCAUCGCGGUACAUCUUCGACAGGUUGGGGGUAUUGUUCUGAUUCUUCCAUGGAGUUGUUGGUUCACUGGCAAUCCCUUGUGCAUUACUUUCCAGAAGAAGAUUCUUAUUUUCGGCUGCACUUUCAGGUCCCAAAUAGAAGUCCAGAGCUUCUUCUGCCGGCAGUGGAGUGGCAUCAGCUCGAGUGGAGGGUGGUAGAACUAGUGCGCCAGUAAAUAUCCUGAAGCCACGGUGUAGCAACCCUUUUUCUCCCUUGGCCAGAUAACUGAAUCAUCCCCUUCCCCAAUUUCAGUUUGUAAAAUAUUCUGUGCAAUAUCUGUACUGAAUUGUUCUGCAAUGAGCUGUUGGUUCCAUUGCUUGUUUUCGUUUAGGAGUUGAUUAACCCAAAUUAGUUGUGAGUUAGUAGGAAUUAACAUCUGAGUAGAUAAUGCUUGUUGACUUUUGAUUCUUCCAUCUGAGUAGAUAAUGCUUGUUGGCUACAAGUUAAUCCAAACUAUGCUGAAGCUCUCUAGUGUGAAUUUUCCUUUAUACAUUGAUUUGUAUUUGGCCCCUUUCGUAAUCAAUUGUGAGACACUAGAAUUCUUCUCAACUUAUUUGGUUUCUAGUUGAACCCAUACUCACUAGAUUUUAAACUUCAAAAAUCACUUCAUCUCAAACGGAUGAAAUAUUGCUGUUGCUAUAAACUUUGCAAAGCCAAUCUUUGCAUUAUAAU
Arachis stenosperma is the source of this 2558-nucleotide messenger RNA. RefSeq names its product putative pentatricopeptide repeat-containing protein At1g12700, mitochondrial. The coding region runs from base 1 to 1668 and encodes 555 amino acids. Lineage: Eukaryota; Viridiplantae; Streptophyta; Magnoliopsida; Fabales; Fabaceae. The record is from RefSeq and is a predicted model, not a curated record. The transcript has 2 exons. Gene Ontology annotation, molecular function: protein binding.